This is a messenger RNA of Actinia tenebrosa (Australian red waratah sea anemone), 1490 nucleotides long. RefSeq names its product core alpha-(1,3)-fucosyltransferase-like. Gene Ontology annotation, molecular function: fucosyltransferase activity. The record is from RefSeq and is a predicted model, not a curated record. Gene Ontology annotation, cellular component: membrane. NCBI's taxonomy places the organism in Eukaryota, Metazoa, Cnidaria, Anthozoa, Actiniaria, Actiniidae.
ACCACACAGUGUAACGCGGUAAACUUCCUUUAGCACUGAGCUAGCAAGCUUGAAUUGAAGUUUACAGAAGAGCACUAACCAAGCGGGUAGAUCAACACUCAAAUCAUUUCGAAUUCGUCUACAAACUAUAAAAAGCAUUUUUCCAUUAUAUCCAGCGGUCGCCAUCCAUAAUGUCAGGCACCAAAUCCGUCGCAGUUGUCAUAGCGAUCUCGCUCUUCAUACUCAUGGUCAUCUACGAUACUUACUUCAACGAGAAAAGCAUUCUUGGGGUAUUAAAAUCAAAAAUAAAGAAUUCUUCUUUUGCAAGAAGUCGUGCCCUGGAGCACAAACUUUAUCAUAAUUUCACAAGAGAUCGUGUCAUUCACCUACAGUACAUUAUUGACCAAAUGAGACAGUAUUAUGGAAUGAAUAGGACACAGAAGAUUGAAAACACGUCCUCCAGAGAGGGGAAUUUUUCUUCAAAACCCAAGAAGGUGGUUUUGGGUUAUACUACGUAUUUUGGAAACAAACCUUGGGGCUGGAUGAAAAAUUCCUAUGAGUUUAAUCAUUGGGAAGGCAUUCAAUGCCCCUAUUUUACCUGUGAAUUGACAUUCAAUAGAAGAGACAGACAACGAAGCGAUGCUCUCAUAUUCCAUGCACGUGACAUGCCACCUUUGGAUACGAUGAGGUACAUUCUAGAAAAAAAAGAUCCGAAACAAAGAUGGAUAUAUUUUGCAAUGGAAAGCCCGAUGCAUAACCCUAGUGCAGUACGCCUAUUCGACAUGUUUAAUUGGACUAUGAAUUAUCGAAAGGACUCCGAUAUUUAUCGACCGUAUACUUAUUACUUUAAGUCUUCUACCAUUCCUACGAUGCCUGCCAAUGAGUACCUUAAAGGAAAAGAUAGACUAGCUUUUUGGACAGCAAGUAACUGCGGUCUAUUGCGCGAUGAAUAUGUUAAAAAACUCUUGGGAUAUAUCAGUGUUGAUGUUUUUGGGGCAUGUCGUUCAACUGUCGGGGCCAAAGAUGUUGGCGACUGUCCUCAAGGUUCAAAAGAAUGCGAAAACAUUUUAAAAAGAUAUAAAUUCCAAUUAGCGUUUGAGAACUCUAACUGUGUGGAUUAUAUAACUGAGAAAUAUUGGGAUGGAAUCAAGAAAGGGAUUGUGCCAGUUGUGAUGGGAGGUGGUCAUUAUGAUGAACGAACAGCUAUUCCAGGUUCUUUUAUCAAUGUUAUGGACUUCAAAUCUGUUAAAGACUUAGCAAACUAUCUGGUCUUUUUAGACAAGAAUAAUGAUGAAUACGUGAAAUAUUUUGCUUGGAAAUCAAAAUAUAGAAUAACGGAUUAUCCUCCAUGGAAUUGUGUGGUCUGUGCACGACUAUAUCUUGAUUUGGAGCCGAAGUUUUAUGAGAGACUGGAUGAAAUAUUUGAUGCUGAAAAAAACUGUGGCACAAAUGAGAAAAAACUUAAGAGAAUGAUUGAUUCGUAGGAUAAAAAUUCUAACAGUGAAACAACA